Messenger RNA from Morus notabilis, 855 nucleotides. RefSeq lists its product as uncharacterized. Gene Ontology annotation, molecular function: acylphosphatase activity. The transcript has 2 exons. The record is from RefSeq and is a predicted model, not a curated record. Bases 66 to 680 code for a protein of 204 amino acids. NCBI's taxonomy places the organism in Eukaryota, Viridiplantae, Streptophyta, Magnoliopsida, Rosales, Moraceae.
AAAAAAAAAAAAAUCAGAACACCCCAGAACAAAGAUUCUGUGCAAGCACACACACUCUAUCUAUAAUGGGAUCAGCAUCAUCAUCAUCAUCAUCAUCAGUCCAAUUUCAAUUCCUAACAAUAAGACCUCUGAUUCUCCAACACAGAAGAUCAAGAUUCUUCACAUCUCAAUCUCAUCAUCAAUGGCGGAAAAUUCAGUAUUGCAAUGGUGAUCGUGCUUUUGGACUCUCCCAUCUCCAUAAUCCUCAUCGUUCUUCUCCUAAUCCUCUUCUUCCGCUUCGCCGUCGUCUUCUUCUUCCUCUCUCUCCUCUUCCUCCUCUGCUCCGACCUCGUCCACCUACUCUUCGACAUCCUCUCUCCUCGAUGACCACCGCUUCUCUCUCCUCUCCCAACGACCACCCCUCCACCAAAACGGUUAGGGUUGUGGUGAAGGGGAGAGUACAGGGCGUGUUCUACAGGAAUUGGACGAUCGAUAACGCGAACGAGUUAGGGCUCAAGGGCUGGGUGAGGAACAGGAGGGAUGGCUCCGUCGAGGCUCUGUUUUCCGGAAACCCUAACUCGGUUGAGGAGAUGCAGCAGCGCUGCCGCCGUGGCCCACCGGCGGCCGUCAUCACGGGACUCGAGGUUUUCCCCAGCACCGACGAUCCUGGCUCUGGAUUCGACUGCAAACCCACGGUUUGAUCAUCUCUUGGAAAAUUGAAAAAAAAAAAUGUCAUCUUUGAUGUCUAGUCUCCUCUUCUUUGCUAUGUACUUCGAUUAGAUUGUUGUGUUGAAUAUAUUUUAUAUAUGUAUAUAUAUAGAAUGGAUAAUGUCGGGGCUUAUCUAUCUAAGUUUUUUGUAUUAAGUGAUGAAUUUA